Molecule: messenger RNA, 1587 nt
Organism: Chenopodium quinoa (quinoa)
Lineage: Eukaryota; Viridiplantae; Streptophyta; Magnoliopsida; Caryophyllales; Amaranthaceae
Exons: 2
Coding region: 401-1360 (319 amino acids)
Source: RefSeq, a predicted model, not a curated record
GGUUGGUUUGUGAAACUUUGCUGGGGUAAUUGUUUAGCUUGUAAUUAUCUCAUAAAAAUGUAAUGUGAUUGCUGAAAUUCCACAUGGAUCUCAAUUAUACAGACAACAUUGGAUAAUGACUUAAUGAAUUUUGAACUUUUACGCUACAUGAUCACCUGGACAUACAUUGAACUACAAUUACUUACUUUACAAUUAUGAACUUCAUACUAAUAAUCUAAAACGAGUUAUUUAAAGUUAAUAUAGAUUUCUGGAACCUUGAAUUUGGUUAGGUAGCUUAUUUUCUGUGUUUUCUGUUCUCUCCUUUUUCUUUUUAAUUUUUUUUUGAAAAAAAAAACAUAAUUAUUGUAGGUCUGUGCAGUUGGAGCGGUGUUGUUAAAAUUGCUUGCUGCUAUUGUUGGUUAUGGCUAUUCAGUCAAGCAAAAUUGCCAUUCCAUUUCGACCUCUUUUAGGUCAAUUGGUUGACUGUUUAAAUUUUCCUAAACCAAUUUAUGGUUUUAUAGAUAAGGAUAGGAACAAUGCCUGCGUUCGUAUUAGAACUAACUGUGGCAAGUCUGAAUUUGUAUUUUUCGGUGGGGAGGCUAAUACAGUUCAGGAGUCGCAAGAAAGGGUUGCUCAAAAAGCUGUGCAAAAAUUGAUGAGCCAGUUUGGGGUGCAGGUGAGUGAUUUUACAUCCGAUAGAGCAAGGAUGUAUCAGCUAUGCAAUAAGCUUUUUAAGCAUAAGGUUGUUGAGUUAUGUCGUGAGAAAGGAAUAGAGAUGCCUACUGCUCAAAAGAAUUUGGGAAAAAAACCAUCUAAUGAAGUUAUCCAUGUGACAAUUGAUUUUGUGAGCUUUUUAGGAGCUGUUGUUACAAGGACUGGAGCAGAGGUGAGUCCAUUAGAGACUAUUUGGGUUGAAGAUUUGGGUUUUGUGUCUUGGCUAACAGUGUCUUGCCCACAUAAUGGAGCUGAAAUGGAAUGCAUAUAUAGUGAUCCUUGUCCUGAGGUAACUGGUGCAAAGCAAAAGGCUGCUAAAAGAGCUAUUCAUUACCUGGUGACUAAGUAUAGCUUAGAGAUCAUUGAUGCUAAUUAUGGUGCAGCUUUGGAGAAGAGUGUUGCUUGUAAUGCUUUUAAGAGUAGGUUUUACCAGUUAAAGGAACACUUGGCUGCCAGAGAAGAAAACUUUGCUGGUGAUGAAUGCUUGACUCCUACUUCUGAAAGGUUUCGGAUACCUAAGGUUGGUGUGCCUCCACCAGCUCCAAUGAAAAGACGCUCUGCUACGCCAUUAGAUGCUGCAUCUUCUUCUACCAUUAGAGUUUCCGAGCCUUUAGUUUCUGGCAUACCUGAACUAGAGACUGUUUGGAAGCGCACAAAGUUUGCUUAGGUUAUUUGGAAUCUUAGUUUAGUAUUUUGGGUAGCAAGAUGUUUGCCUGAUUAAAGGUGUUUAGGUUUAGUAUUCACAUAUGCCUUAUAUUAUCUAGAUUUCUAUCUUUCCUUUUGUUUUAAAACUUAAGUCUAAGAGUAGUGAUUGUUGAAAUAUUUCAUUAGAAAAUAGACUUGUAUGCUGUAACUGAAAUCUAAUGUAAUGUGUAUUUUGAGUAAUUAAUGGAU